AUGCCUAAUACAUAUACAAUUGUAGCUAUAAGCGGUAUCAUACGAACUAAAAUUCAAAUAUCUAGUUUAACUGGAGACGACAAAACUUUGAGCGAACACUUAAAAUUGCCAAUUCAACGAAUAAAUGAUUACCAGUUUUUAUUAAAGGAAUUAAUAAAAUACUCACAAAAUGUGUCUGACAAUACUAAAGACUUACAAAAGGCUUUGGAGUUAAUGCUUAGCGUUCCCAAUAGAGCAUUUCAUAAUAAAUUUUUAUCUAGUAUAGAAGGAUAUAGAGGAAAUAUAUAUAAAAUUGGACGUUUACUAAACCACGACUGGUGGACUGUUAAAGAAUCUGCUCAAAAGUUACACGAACGGUAUUUAUUUCUAUUUAAAUCAAGGAUUUUAAUAACUAAAGUAAGAAAAAUAAAUGAGGAACGAUCAAUUUUUCUUUUGCAAAACAUUAUAAAGCUACCUGAUUGCAAUAUUGAAAAUAAUUCCGUAGAAAAUCUGUUGCACAUAACAGAAAAGCAAGGGAAAAGUCAAAUAUUUUUACCGCUUGAAUUAAAACCACACAGAAAAGAAAUUCGAGACAAAUGGUUUCAAGAAAUAGUUUCGCACAGGGAUGAUGACUCGACAUUGCAGGAACAUUUGGCAGACGAUUUACGUGUGGAUACAAGUCAAGUACUUCAGGAAAAUGAAUUGCUUUUUCACUUGCCACAGAAAGCUGUAGCCCAUAAUCCCUACUCUGGAAUAAAAGCCUCAGACGUAGCUCAAGAUUACUAUUUAAGUGAGGAGGAGAAGGCAAAAUACUACGAAGAAAAUAAAUUAGCACUUAAGAUCAAAGGUGAACUACUUGAAGAAAGAAAAACAUUGGAAGAAAACAUCCAAUCGAUUUGUAACUCUGAAAACGUUUUAGUUGAAAAGAAAGUAGCCUGCCCAGAUAUAACUGAAGAAAAGGAUUCAGCUUCGGCCACUGAGAGGAAGGAUUAUUUAAAUAUUUCGCAUGAUCAAACGACAAUUGUGGAAAGCGAAAACCUAAAUCAAAAGAAUACAGAUGAAUCUACAAAAGAAUUCAAUUCUAUUAAAAAAAGUGUUGACUUGGCCAAAAUUACUACCUACUCAACUGAAAACAAUUUAAGUUCUGACAAAAAACAAGAUUCCGUUGGUAAGGACAGCGAAAUAGUAAAUACCUCAUCCACUGACUGUUCAUUUAAACCAUUUCCAUUGAUAAAAAUUAGUGAGACACCAAAAAUUGUAGAUACAAAUAGAACAAUUACUCUCAAUGAUAUUCCUUUUUAUAAAGAAUCGUCCAAAUUAACAUAUAAUGUAACGGCAGCAGCAGAUGAUAAUAACAGUUCCAGGCAAAAUAGAAAUGUUACUAACAUUAAAGGUAGUGCUUCUCUUCAGCAAUGGUCUAAUUCUUUAACAAACCUAAUUAGCACACCAUAUGAAGGUGGAGGAACUUCAGACCCCCCUCCGCCUUUACCGCCGAAUGUUCAUCGCAUGCCUGGCUUCUUUCAACCGCUUCCACGCAUAUCAUAUGAAACUACUAUUGAAAUACUAAUUGUUAAAACUCGGCCACCAUCGCCUCCUCCUUUACCGCAAUCCAUAAAAAAGCUAAUACUUCAUAAUGAAAGCUUAGAGCAGAAAUCUGAAAACUUUCUUAAAGGCAUUUAUGAUUCGCAAUGCUUUGAUACCUCUAUUCAUACCGCUAAACAAAAGUUACGAUACAUUAAAAGUGCAGUAAUAAAAUCCAGUGAUUCUACUAAAUAUGCUGAAGAUACAGUUAAAAAAGCUAAAGCCCGUGAUUUUUUACACAUAUUUACUCCCCCACUAAAAAAUAAAAGACCCAUCUACGAGAUCGUGGAAGUUCCAUUACCUGAAAACCAAUCCCAAGACCAAAUUGAAGAUAUCAAUCAGGAAACCAAGGAAUUAGGCGCAGAGCUUGAAGUAACAGACCAAAACAUUAACAAAAUGGAAGACUAUUUAUCUGGAUACUCCUCCAAAUAUUCAAGGAAGCGAGCUGAAUUGAGUACGACGACACGCGAUUACGAUAGAGGAUCUUAUGACAACUACAGCGAAAAUUUAGGAAGCACUGCGAGCUCAAGAUUAGAAAGGAGGAAACAAGACGAACACAGAUCUAUAUUCUCCUCAAGCCGGGCUGAAAGCAGAACAGAAGAUCAUUAUGGAUCUAGAAUCGGUACUCGGUCAUCUUCACGAGUGAUGGAAGAAAAAAAUCUCAAAUCUGUAGGGAAGCCCGUUAUUACUAGAGCAUGCAAAAGCGUUCAAGUUCAACCUGGGGAAAGUGCACAUUUCGAAGUACAAUUUGCGGAAAAGCCAGGGUUGGUGGUUUGGCUAAAAGAUAAUAAACCGUUGGUGGAUAAGCUUGCAGACCGUGUAAUCCAAACUGAGGCGGCAAUGAAUUCAUACCGAUUAGAUAUCAAAAACUGCAGAGAAUCUGACGCUGGAACGUACACUGUGAAAGCAGCAGCUGGCGUUGAGAGUACAACAUGCUCGGCACAAUUGGCAGUGGGCCAAGUUUCAGGACAUGACGAAACAGAAACAAAUGUUGCGCCGGUUUUCCUUGUGCAGUUGAAAGAUGCUGAAAUGUUGGAAAAUACACAUUUCCGGUUUAUGAUCAAGGUGAUGGGCGAUCCAAAGCCACGAGUAGGCAGUAUUUAUCGUCGUCAGUCACUUCGCUCACCUCCCCCAUCGGCCUUCUCAGAUGUAUGUACUACUGCUGACGAAGCUGUUGGUAACUACGAGCCAGGCUAUCUGAGUCAGGAUUUGGAUAUAACUCAACAGCAGGCCGAAGAUGUAAAUACGCACGAAAUAACCCUAUGGGCUGUUUUCAACGAAAUAGCAACGUUAAGAGCGGAGAACGCACGCGUACUUAGUCUUGUAACUGCUCUGUAUGAAGAUAAGAAUACUCUUGCUAAAACUACUAAAGAUCUUCGUACAGAGCUGUGCUCUUUGCAAAAGAUAAAUACUGCUGCCGCGGGCGUCAACGACUUCGAUGCUAGUUCUACUGCGCGUACUCUUAAUACGCCCACGCAUAGAAUCUCUUGCUCUGCAGUCUCUGCUAGUGUUGCUGAUACGAGCGCGAGUACGAACCCAUCUGCUUGUGUUGCUGUUUCUCCCUCCGCUUUGGCUCCCAUGGCAUAUUCGACUCAGGCAGCGGCCUCGGCUAGUGACACUGUGAAGCAAGGCGAUCAAAACAUCGAUAAUAAUCAUAGCUCAGACAGCGUUGUUGAAAUCAAAACGAAUGAUAAACAUAAACAUGGGCUGCGGGAGUGGUUGAGGCAAUUAAAAUUGCCCACGUCAGGAUGCAAAGCUACACUUGCGCUGCGGGUUAGUGAAGUGCCUAAAAAUCAGCGUGGUGUUUGUCCCAUUGUUCAUACUGGGUUAGAAGGUGAUGCUGAGAGUGAGACAGAUGAGGUACAAGCUCUUCAAGAAAAUGAAAAUGCAGCCCUUACUUCUAAGCAGCAAACAAAUGUAGAUCAUGAAAGCUAUGGUAAUCGUGAUGCUGCUGAAGUUAACGUUUUGUUUUUACAACGAGAGGUAGAGUUGUUAAAGCGUGAGAAGGAGUUUUUAGUUAGGGAGAAUGAGUUUUUGCGCAGACUUUCGAGUAUCGGUGAGAGUGCAGGUGCAGCGCUGCCGCGUCGUGAGCUGAAUAACCCAGUAAGCAGAUCAGUUGACAAUUUAAAAGGAUUGGUGCCGGAGUAUAAUGGUGAUGCUAGUGUUGACGUCUGGGUUACACAAAUUGAAAAUAUGAGAGUUAUGUUUGCAGUUGAUGAGGAUACUAUGCGUUUGCUAUUAUUUGGGAAGUUAAAAGGCAAGGCACAGCAAUGGCUGUAUUCAAAGCCGAAUUUUUUACUUGAAAGUUUUGUGCAGUUGGUUACCGAAUUAAAGGAAGUGUUUGGUACAAAACACAGCAAACUAAGCUUGCGUAGAAAGUUUGAGAUGCGAAAGUGGCAGCAGAAGGAGAGUUUUAACGAAUAUUAUAAUGACAAGGUGAUGCUGGCAAAUCUGUUGAAAUUGGAAGAAGAGGAGUUGGUGGAGUACAUCAUAGAUGGUAUUGCUGAUGAACAAUUACGCAUUCAGGGUUAUCUGCAGUGUUACUCUAAUAAGGUGCAGUUAUUGCAAGCAUAUUCAAAAGUUAAGCAGAAAAUAGCGGUGGUAAAGUCUUCAGCUAUAUCAGUUACAAAGAAUGCUGAUGUGAGAUGUUAUAACUGCAAUUUGUUGGGUCACUAUGCGUCGGAGUGCCAAAAACCUGCUAGGGAAAAGGGAGCUUGUUAUGCCUGUGGGAGUAAGGCGCAUCGUGUCAACUGCUUAAUAGAUUCCGGAAGUCCUAUCAGUUUUAUUAGAAAGUCUAGUGUUCCUGGAGAAAUUAAUAUUAAUUUAUUUCCAAAUGUUACUUCAGAGUUUUUUGGUUUAAAUAAAUCGAAGGUUGAAACUUAUGGAAAAUUUUUGUGUUCCAUCUUAUUGUACGGAAAAGAAUUUGCAAUAACUUUUAUCAUAGUAGCUGAUAGGACAAUGGUCUAUGAUGCAGUCUUGGGUAGAGAUUUUUUGAAAAUUUGUGGAUUUAAGAUAUUAAAAGAUUACGGUGAAAAUGUCGAAUUGGAAAGGUUGAAUAGUCAGGGUGAAUCAAAAUUUGAGUGCAAAAAUUGUGGAGACUUGAAAAUUUUGGAGAAUGAUAGUAGUGAUAAAGAUUGUAAAAGUAAAGAAAAGAAAAAUGAUUAUGUUAAAGAGGGAAACACAAAAUUAGAGAAAUAUGAAGACAAUGAUGAAAUUUUAUUAGAAGAUGUUAAUGAAAGUGUGGGAGGUGUUAAUGAAAGUGUGUGCGAUGAUAACGAGAGAAGCAAUGGUGAAUUUUUAUUUGAUAAAUUGUUGAUGGUAGUUUUGCCAAGCGAACAUCAUGACGUCAACCUUAAAGUGGGGGAAAAUGCUAGUUUUUCGGACCAAAUAGAACUUAAUCAUUUGUUUGAAAAGUAUUAUGUUAAGUGGCAACGUUUCCCAGAACCAAAAGUUAAAAGUCAGAUGAAACUGACGUUAAAUAGUGUUAAACCAUUUAGUUGCCCACCUCGACGCUUAUCAUAUAGCGAGAAGAGUGAACUUCAGAAAUUGUUAGAUGAGUAUUUGGAGAAAAACAUCAUUAGGCCAAGUGAAUCUGAGUUUGUGUCACCAAUUGUUUUAGUUCGUAAGAAAACUGGUGAUCUCAGGAUACGCUUUAUACGAGAUUACUCAAUAAUCGCCAAGCCACUUUCCGAUUUGCUUAGGAUGGAUGAAACUUUUAAAAUGGGUGUAGAUCAGUUGUUAGCUUUGGAAGAGUUAAAAAAGGCCCUGAUAAAUGCACCGGCAUUGAAAUUUUUCGAUCCUUCAGCGGAAACGGAAAUACACGCUGAUGCUUCUAAACAUGGUUUUGGAGCCGUGUUAUUGCAAAAAGAUUCGGAGGAUCAGUUGUUCCACCUAAUAGAGUACAUGAGCCGAAAAACCACAUUGGCAGAAGAAAAGUGCUGCGCAUUUGAGCUCGAGAUCUUAGCGGUGGUGAAGGCAUUGCAGAAAUGGCAUACUUACCUUAAAGAUAGGAAAUUUAAAAUAGCAAGCGACUGCAAUGCGUUCGCCAUGACAGUUAAGAAAAGAGAUGUACCAGAUAGGUGUAUGGAUAUUGAAGUAGUUCUUGGCGAAGAAUUGUGUUUAAAAGCUGAAAUAACAAUAAAUCGAGACGGUUUGAAAAUUAAAAGGAUCCAAGUGGACACUGACGCGAACGAAGAAAUAGCUUUAAUGAAAAUAGAUGCGGUAGUUGAUAAAUAUGAACUCGACAUUGAUGUUAACGCAAGUGAGGUGGCAAAACGAAAAGUGCGUGAACUGAUAUCAGAUUAUAAACCAGCUAAGACUGCAACAACAAAUGUAGAGAUGCGUAUAGUGCUAAGUGAUGAAUCACCAAUUUUCUUGAGACCGCGCCGAUUGCCUUUCUCACAAGCUGCUAUUGUGGACGCACAAGUGGACGAAUGGCUAAAGGACGGAAUAAUUGAAAUGCGAACAAAAGAUGAUCACCAAAUACGCGACCUCAUCCAUCAGGAAAUUACAACACUAUUUAGCAACGAGCGUUGCGAACAACGUAGGCAGGCGAAGUUGCAAAUCCUCAAAAUUCAGCAAGAAAACAAGAAAACUUAUUAUCUCAGACGUAAAUCAGCGCAUCCGUAUAAAGUCGGUGACUUGGUAGCAAUCAAGCGUACACAAUUUGGUAGCGGUCCCAAGCUGAAACCAAAAUUUUUGGGUCCCUACCAAAUAACGAAAAGCAAAGGUAACAACUCGUAUGAUGUACGAAAACUUAAAAAUUCUGAAGGUCCGAUUAAUUCAACAUCCUGCGCUGAAUAUAUGAAGCCGUGGGCAAAAGAUAGCGACGCAACAUUCGAGGCGAAUUUUAUGAUUUUUAUGCGUAUAGAAGACAAAAAUCCUUUUGGGUCCUUAAGUGGUCAAAUUCUUCAACCUGGAGAAAAGACCACAUUCGUGUGGAAGCGUAAUGGAGUCGAUUUCGAUCCAGAAGAAAGAUUCAAGGUUUUGUUUGGCGAAGAUGAAGAUUCAUUAGCUCUGGUAUUCCAACACGUCAAACCAGAGGAUGCAGGAAUUUAUACAUGCGUGGCUCAAACAUCUACUGGCAAUAUUUCAUGUAGUGCUGAACUUUCCGUUCAAGGUGCAAUACAAACAUUGCACCGAGAACCCGAAAAACCAUCUUUGAUCAUUGAACAUCGUGAAGCUAACACCAGUAUAGGCGGAACAGCAAUCCUGGAAUUACAAUGCAAAGGUUUUCCUAAACCGGGAGUUCAAUGGAAGCAUGAUGGGGAAGUUAUCGAAUUAGGCGAAAAGCACAAGAUUCUCUAUGCGGAUGAGGAAAGCAUGUCUUUAGUAAUAAAAAACAUCACAACAGAAGAUGCAGGUGAAUACACCAUACUUGCUAAGAACGAGUUGGGUGAAGAAGAAUCGUCGAUAAGUCUAGUGGUUAAAGCUGGACCUAGAAUCAAAAGGGUAAAUGAUGUAUCUUGUUUUGCCGGUGAAACAAUCAAACUGGAAAUAGAAAUCGAUGCUUUUCCUAAACCUCUUAUUAAUUUAACAAAUAACGGUAGAGAUAUUACUAAUGAUGCAAACGUAAAACUUUCCACUAGUUCAAUAGGAAAAUGUACUGAGAAUAUUGUAUUAGAAGUUAGCAACAUAGAACUCCAUCAAAGUGGAAACUAUUCAAUUCGAGCUACAAACGAUAUAAGCCAAUCUUCUGAAUAUUGGCAGUGCAUUGUUAAAUCAAAACCAAUUAUAAUAAAGCAUUUAGAGGAGGAAUACGUAAAUGGGGAAAAGGAAACCGUUAUAAUGAGUGUUAAAGUUGAUGCUUUUCCGGAAGCUAAAGUCCGAUGGUUUCAAGACGGGAAUGAGAUUAAUUUCGUCAAUAAUGUAAAAUAUAGCUCCUCUGUGGAAGGGAAUGAACAUGUACUUAAAAUAAAAGAAGUAACUCGCGUCGACUCCGCAAAAUAUGAAGUAAUAGCAGAAAAUGAACAUGGCUGUGCAUCAAGUGAAACAAAAUUAUUAAUAAAAUGCACUCCGGAACUCACAAAGAAGUUGUCAAAUAUUAUAGUCACCGAAGGUGAUUGCAAUGUUGAUUUAGAAGUUCGUGUUCAUGCUUACCCACCGCCGAAGAUUCAAUGGUAUAUAGAUGGUAUAGAGAUCGAUGAAAAAAGAAAAGAAUUUCGCCGAGUCGAGGAGAACAACGUAUACAAAUUGGUACUUAAAGAAGUCAACACAUCAAUGCAGGGCACAUAUUGCUGUAAAAUUAUGAACGAUUAUGGAAAACUUGAGAAUGAAUGCAUAGUGACAGUAAACUGUAAACCAAAAAUUAGAAAACCAUUGAAGGAUACUGAAGUUCAAGCAAAUGGAACGCUUACUUUAGAAACCGACAUUUAUGCAGUGCCCGAACCAACUGUUAAGUGGUUUAAAGAUGGACAAGAAAUUGAAGCUGACGCACGUGUAAAAAUUUCACGAGAUUCUUAUCGCUCCGAGGAUUAUUUCUUGUCUCUUACAAUUUGUCAACCAAAGGACGCUGGUACGUACGAAGUGAAGGCUUUAAACAGCAUCGGGGAGAGCCAGUCGCAGUGCAAGGUGCUAAUUUUGACAAUUCCUGAGAUUCAACACGCGGACAUUUUAGAAAAACACAGCUUCGAAUCAGUGCCACUAAAAUAUGAAAUUAUCGCCAAAGGGAUCCCUAAACCGGAAGCUCUGUGGUAUCAUGACGGCAAGCCAAUUCAUGCUGACAAUCGUGUGGCAACUUUUGUUGACGGUGACAAAUAUAGAUUGGAGAUAAAAGAACUUGAACUUUCAGACGCCGGUGAAUAUAAAGUAAUAAUCAAAAAUAAAUGUGGUGAAAAAUCCUUGCAAGGAGUUCUUUCUUUAUCUGGUGUUGCAGAGUAUCGAAAGCCUCUUCUGAAAAGUGGUUUACGCGAUAUUACUACUAAUAAAGGGCACUCGUUAGCAAUACCAAUUGUAUUCACUGCAGAUCCUCAGCCUAAAAUUACAUGGCUCAAAGAUGGGAAACCUUUGAAGGAACAAGACAAUUGUAAUAUAAAUGAAACUGUGAAGGAUAUUGAAAAUGGUCUCAAGGAAUACACGUAUACCUUAAAUUUCGAUGAAUGUCAACAUAAGGAUUCUGGACAUUAUGAGCUGCAGAUACUAAAUAAAUAUGGUGAAAUAAGUACCAGUGGCUGGAUUGAUGUUUUAUCAAAGCCAGAAAUUAUUGGUCUCAAAGAUUGCAGUUGUCUUCCUGAUGAUACCAUAGCUUUUGAUGCCAUAAUUUAUGCAAAUCCUAAACCUAAAGUUACGUGGACUCGAGGAAACGAAAACCUCUGCAACAAUGAAAACUGCGAAGUAAUUGCCGACCUAGAUGGCGAUAAAUACAGACUAGUUUUCCAAUGUGUUAAGCCUGUGGAGGAUGGGUUAUACACAUUAACUGCAGUCAACGACCAGGGAACGACUACAUCGAGCUUCCAUCUCAAUGUAAAAGUCGAGAAGCCGACAUUUAUAACAUUACCGGAGGAUCAAUCAGUACAGGACUAUUUCCCGGCCGUUGUACAUGUGCUGGCUCAUGGCAUACCGAAACCGACAAUUGAAUGGAAAAAAGGUCUUACGAUAAUCCACGACGGAAUUAAGAAAAUGAGUAACGAGGAAACGUAUAGUUUAAAACAUUUUUCACAAGGUUCAGAUCAAUUGGGAAGCCAAUUUGAAAUAUCUAAUUUUAAGCCUACAGAUGCUGGAACGUAUUCUGUUGUUGCUAAAAACCAAAUAGGCUCCAGUGAGGCACAAUUUCAACUUUCCCUUUUGGAAUUGGCUCCAUCAUUUGAAUCAAAGUUCGAUAACGCCAAAGAAAUAUCUCAAGAUGAAGACCUCGUCCUGCAGUGCAAAGUGCUCGGAAGUCCCCUUCCACUAAUUCGUUGGUUUAAGGAUGGUGAAGAAUUGAAACCAAAUGAGCACAUAAAAAUAGCUUCAUCUCCCAGCGGUCUCAUAAAAUUGGAAAUAUCAAAUAUUAAUCCAAUUGAUUCUGGAGCGUAUAAAGUAGUCGUUUCAAAUCCGCUUGGAGAAGUAUCGUCAUUAUGUGCAAUCGCGGUAACUCCUAAGGAACAUCCGCCUUCAUUUGUCAGACAGAUAGCAGAUGUUAAAGUUUCUGUUGAUGAACCACUAAAAUUGGAAGCUCAGGUUGUGGGAUUUCCUGCGCCCGAAGUCAAGUGGCUUAAAAAUGGAGUUGCGUUACGUCCAAGCAAUAGCUUAAAUUUCAUAAAUAACCCAAAUGGAAUCGUUGGCUUGAGCAUAGAUAAUGUGCAACCUCAAGAUGCUGGCAUAUAUAAGUGUAUCAUAGUCAACAAAAAUGGUGAAAUGGAAGGAAGCUCUACCGUGACUGUAUUAGCAAAGGAUAAAGAACCAGAGUUUAUAACAGAGUUGCAUGAUACCAAUUGUAUUGAAGGAUUUCCCUUAAAGUUACAAAUAAAAGUAGUAGGAAAUCCUCUUCCGGACAUUAAAUGGUUUCGUAAUGGCAAAGAAAUUUUCGCUGCCAAGGGCCAGUGUACUUUUAUACAAAAUAAUGAUGGUGCAUGUAGUUUAGUUAUUGAGCAGGCUAAUUUGAAUGACUCUGGAUUAUAUGAAGUAGUUGCUUCAAAUAUAAAAGGUGCUGCUUCGUCAAAAGCAAGAUUACAUGUCGCUUUGAAAAUGGACGAAUCUAUGCCAGAGGAACCUCCUCGAUUUGUGUCAUCUAUUAGAGACGUAAAUGCAAAUGAAGGAGAUGAGAUCAAUAUAUCUGCAGCAUUUGUUGGAAAUCCUAUUCCUGAAGUUAUUUGGUCAAAAGAUGGAACCCCUCUCUCCAUUGAUAAUCGCUUUUUAAUUGAAUGUGAUGGUAAACAUGUUAAUUUGAAUAUAGCUCCUGCUGAAGCUAGUGACUCGGGUACAUAUAGCUGCCUCUUAGCUAACCCACUUGGCGAAGAUAACUCUUCUUGCGAAGCUAAUGUCAGAAAAGUUUACAAAAAGCCUAUAUUUACUCAAAAGAUAUGUGAUCAACAACAAUUAAUUGGGUCUGAUGCAAAAAUAGCUGUAACUGCUUCUGGCGUGCCUAAUCCUGAACUGUCAUGGUACUUUCAGGACAAGCCCAUUUCAACAGGGGAUAAAUACCACAUAACUAACGACGGUGAUCACCACGGAUUAGUAAUCAAAAACUGUCAAAUAAACGACCACGGUGUAUACAAAUGUAUCGCGAGAAAUAGGGAGGGUAGCGAUGUUACUCAAGGCCGGUUAGAUGUGGUAAAUGAACUGAAAAAAUACGUUCGAUCUGAACCACCAACAUUCCUAAAGAAAAUUGGAGAUUGUGAAAUUUAUCCUGGUAUGACUGCAAAAUUUACAGCGUGUGCCACAGGUAGUCCUGAACCUGAAGCGGAAUGGUUUAAGAAUGACCAAAAACUUUUCCCUAGUGGGAAAAUAUCUAUGGACCAUGAACCCAAUGGCUUACUGCGACUAACUAUUAAAGAUGCUGACGAUACUGAUGUUGGGCGCUAUUCGUGCCAUAUAUUUAAUCCAUAUGGAGAUGACACGUGUCAUGCUCAUCUUUUUUAUGAUACUAUUGACGACCAUAACAGAAGACCAUUAUCAGAGCAAUAUAAUGAUUUGAACAAGUUCAAAAAGACAGGCGUUCCCACACCACUUACGGAAAGGCCAACCAUAUCACGAAUGACUGACAGUACCUUAAGAUUGUCUUGGAGACCAUCAGUGUUAGCAUCACCGCGAUAUCCUGUAACAUAUCUGGUGGAAAUGAUGGAAUUGCCAGAAGGAGAUUGGCGCACUCUUCAUACAGGAGUUCGAAACUGCAUCUGCGAUAUAAAGGGAUUGGAACCUUUCCGUGAAUACCGUUUUCGUGUUCGAGUUAAAAAUAAGUAUGGUGUUAGCGAUCCUAGCCCAUAUGUCCAGACGUACAGGUAA
Messenger RNA from Rhagoletis pomonella (apple maggot), 11481 nucleotides. It is a transcript of the gene Obsc, whose product is annotated as obscurin. Gene Ontology annotation, cellular component: neuronal cell body; plasma membrane; axon. The coding region runs from base 1 to 11481 and encodes 3826 amino acids. The transcript has 30 exons. The record is from RefSeq and is a predicted model, not a curated record. NCBI's taxonomy places the organism in Eukaryota, Metazoa, Arthropoda, Insecta, Diptera, Tephritidae. Gene Ontology annotation, biological process: homophilic cell-cell adhesion; synapse organization. Gene Ontology annotation, molecular function: protein binding; nucleic acid binding; axon guidance receptor activity.